AUGCGGGCGCCGGGCCGCCGUGCGCCCUGGCUGUGCUGGUGGUGGGGCUUGCUGUGCGGCUGCUGCGGGCCCCCGCCGCUCAGGCCGCCCCUGCCCGGGGCCGUAGCCGCGGCCGGGGGUGCGCUGCCCGCAGCCCCGGGCCGCCCCGAGCCGCCGCCGCCCUCCGCCCCCGGCUUCCCCUCGCGGCGCCUGCGGACGCUGGAGAAGCGCGCCAUGCAGAAGGAGAUUCUGUCCGUGCUGGGGCUCCCGCACCGGCCUAGGCCCCUACACGGCCUGCAGCCCCCGCUGCCCCCGCCGCCGCCGCCGCCGCUGCCCCCUGCGCCCCAGCGCCGGCCGGUCCACGGGGACGAGGAGCCCCCCGCCGGGCGCCUGUCCUCCGCGCCCAGGUUCAUGCUGGACCUGUACCGCAGCCUCGCGGCCGCCGACGACAGCGACGAACGCGCCCGGGACGCGGGGCUGCAGCCGCUGCCCGGCGGGAGUCUCAUGAACCGGGGACCCGGGGCCACCGCGCCCCUGGCCAGCGCGCAGGACAGCGCCUUCCUCCAGGACGCCGACAUGGUGAUGAGCUUCGUCAGCUUGGUGGAGCACGACGAAGCCUUGUCCCGGCACCCGCGGCACCACCAAGCCUUCAAGUUCAACCUGUCCCCGGUCCCCGAGGGCGAGGCUAUGACGGCCGCAGAGUUCCGCAUCUACAAGGACUGCGUGGCCGGAGGCGCCAAGAACCAGAGUUUCCUCGUCAGUGUUUUCCAGGUCCUGCAGGAGGAGUCACACAGGGCCCCCUCCCUGUUCCUGCUGGACCGGCGGCUGGUGUGGGCCUCUGAGGAGGGCUGGCUGGAGUUCGACGUCACGGCCACCGGCAGCCUGUGGGUGGUGGCCCCCCAGCACAACCUGGGGCUGCAGCUGGGUGUCGUCACCCAGGACGGCCUCAGCAUCCACCCGCACACGGCGGGCCUGGUGGGCAGGGACGGGCCCUCAGACAAGCAGCCCUUCCUGGUGGCCUUCUUCAAAGUUAGUGAAAGCCGCGUGCGCACAGCUCGUUCUGCACCCCGUCGGCGCCCGCAGAGCCGAAACCGCUCAGGCCCUGCCCAGGACACGGCCAGGGUCAGCAGUGUGGCCGAUCUCAGCAACAGCGAGCUGAAGUCUGCCUGCAGGAGGCAUGAACUCUACGUCAGUUUCCAGGACCUGGGCUGGCAGGACUGGAUCAUCGCACCCAAGGGUUACGCGGCCAACUACUGCGAUGGGGAGUGCGCUUUCCCGCUCAAUGCGCACAUGAACGCCACCAACCAUGCCAUUGUGCAGACGCUGGUGCACCUGAUGAACCCCAACUUCGUGCCCAAGCCCUGCUGCGCGCCCACCAAGCUCAAUGCCAUCUCCGUGCUCUAUUUUGACGACAGCUCCAACGUCAUCCUCAAGAAAUACCGAAACAUGGUCGUGAGGGCGUGUGGUUGCCACUAGGGGCCAUGCCUCCCGACCUGCAUUUCCUCCUUCAGGGGGAAGGUGCUUCAUGGCCGCCGCCCUGCUGGAGGGAGUGAGGACUUCUAAGGUCUUGG
Molecule: messenger RNA, 1550 nt
Organism: Suncus etruscus (white-toothed pygmy shrew)
Lineage: Eukaryota; Metazoa; Chordata; Mammalia; Eulipotyphla; Soricidae
Gene: BMP6
Product: bone morphogenetic protein 6
Exons: 7
Coding region: 1-1455 (484 amino acids)
Biological process (GO): SMAD protein signal transduction
Cellular component (GO): extracellular region
Molecular function (GO): cytokine activity; growth factor activity
Source: RefSeq, a predicted model, not a curated record